AGCACACCCAAAAUCUUCUUCUCCUCCCGAUCAAAGCGAGCGCGCGAGCGCGCGAGCGUGAUGCUUCGCCUCUCUUCCACUCUACUAAAACGCAGAAUCCCCAAAGGGUUCCUCUCAUCUCCCGCUCUCGAAGGUAAUAUCUCUUCUGCCUCCUCUCGCCGGCGAGACGCCUGCUGUAUACCCGUCGACGGAGUUUCGGCUUCCAGUCAACACUCCUUCCAUUCUCCAUCCUCCUCAAGCCCUAGCCUCUCUAUAUGGAGGAGGAAGAAGGAGAUGGGGAAGGAGGGCCUCUUCGUCAUCCACCAACUCAAGCGACUAGGAUCUGGCCCUCGGCUCGACCAGUUUAUGAGGACUCAUGUUUCUCGGCUUCUCAGGACCGACCUCCUUGCGGUGCUCGCCGAGCUCCAGCGCCAGGACAACAUUCCCCUAUCAAUGAAGAUAUAUGAAGCUGUAAGAAAAGAAAUCUGGUACCACCCUGACAUGUUCUUCUACCGAGAAAUGCUCAUCGUGCUCGCGAGAAACAAGAGAGAGAUAGAAACCCGGCAGGUUUGGUCCGAUCUACAAAGCGAAGCUGUGCGAUUCGAUCAGCACACUUACGGUGACAUUGUGCGAGCCUUCGUCGAUGGAGGUUUGCCCGAACUGGCCAUGGAGUUUUAUGAGGAGAUGAGGAGCUCUCCUGACCCUCCCCUUCCUCUCCCCUUCAGAGUUAUUCUGAAAGGUCUCAUACCAUUCCCUGUGCUCAGAGAGAAAGUAAGGGAUGAGUUUCUGGAGCUUUUUCCAAACAUUGUGGUGUAUGAUCCUCCUGAAGAUUUCGACGAGGAGUAGAGGCGAAGAUGGAGUUUUUUUCAUUGAAUUCAUACGGUAUUAUGCAAAAAUUAGUCAUGCGGUUGUAGCAUUACGUACACGCCACACAUUUCUUACGUAUUUAUAUAUUUGACACCUAAAAAUUCAUAUUUA
This is a messenger RNA of Phalaenopsis equestris, 957 nucleotides long. RefSeq names its product pentatricopeptide repeat-containing protein At1g62350. Gene Ontology annotation, molecular function: protein binding. The record is from RefSeq and is a predicted model, not a curated record. Lineage: Eukaryota; Viridiplantae; Streptophyta; Magnoliopsida; Asparagales; Orchidaceae. The transcript is spliced from 2 exons. Bases 61 to 825 code for a protein of 254 amino acids.